GCAGACGCAGGGGGCCUGUGCAGUCCCGGGGGACUCAGCUACAUCGGCCGCAGCAAGGAGAUUCUGGGAGAAGUCCCAGCAGCCCUUGCCUGCAAGAGAUGGUGGCUUGAUGAAGCCAUCGCCAUGGCAGCAAAAAGGGCGGGUGCACACCUGAUGGAAAAUAGUGGGGUGAGAGAUGCUGUGUUUGAUGCCAAGGCAGGGCUGUGGACAGUCUAUCUGGAGGAUAGUGACAAGUCUUACAAAGCCAGGUAACAAGAGUCAACUCUUGAAUGUCAGUAUUUGAGGACUGAAGAGACUUAUAAUAUGUCUGGAUACCAGGCUUAUAUUUCUCCUGAUUGCCUUGCUACAGAAUCCUUGUGUGUGAUGGCGCCCCGUCUAAGC
Branchiostoma floridae (Florida lancelet) is the source of this 381-nucleotide messenger RNA. Its product is annotated as conditioned medium factor receptor 1-like. NCBI's taxonomy places the organism in Eukaryota, Metazoa, Chordata, Leptocardii, Amphioxiformes, Branchiostomatidae. The record is from RefSeq and is a predicted model, not a curated record.